ACUUAUACUUAAGCGUCGCUGCGUUCCUUGAAGAUUUCAUCGCAAAAUUCACUGAUUGCGUCAUCCCAAUUUCGUCUCGUUAGAAUACCCGUACCGGUUCUUGUUCAUAUAAAGCAAUCAUGAGCUCUCUCGGAAACAUUGCUCUGGUCCUCGGUGCCCUCACCGCUGGAGGUGGUAUUACCGGAUAUGUGAGGACUGGAUCUGUACCUUCAAUCGCAGCUGGUUGCACCGUCGGCUUACUGUACAUCCUCGGUGGUCUUCGUGUCAACAGCCGUGCUGCCUACGGCGUUGAGCUCGCUCUUCUCGCCUCCAUCAUCUUGGCUGGUAGCUCUAUCCCGCGCGCAAUCAGGUCUGGAAAGCCGCUCCCCAUUGGAUUGAGUAUUCUGGCGACUUUUGGCCUCUGGACUUUUGGAAAUGCUUUUAUGAGCAAGCGUGCUUGAUCUGGGAAAGUCAGUCUGGAAGUUUGAUGAAUCUCGGGAUUUUCGAUGGGAUUUCUUGUUCUAUAUACAAAUUCCACAGGCCGCAACAGUAAAUAGAAUCGCAAAUGUACUCCUUCA
Bipolaris maydis ATCC 48331 is the source of this 557-nucleotide messenger RNA. The record is from RefSeq and is a predicted model, not a curated record. Lineage: Eukaryota; Fungi; Ascomycota; Dothideomycetes; Pleosporales; Pleosporaceae.